Molecule: messenger RNA, 1930 nt
Organism: Clupea harengus (Atlantic herring)
Lineage: Eukaryota; Metazoa; Chordata; Actinopteri; Clupeiformes; Clupeidae
Gene: srlb
Product: sarcalumenin b
Molecular function (GO): GTP binding
Source: RefSeq, a predicted model, not a curated record
UUCUAGUUGGGACCUCUCACCUUUCCCGACAGUAUAUAAGGAACGAAAUGCUCUGAACAUUCUCCUGGCAGCCACCAUGAAGGCCAUAGUCUCCAUCUGCUGCAUGCUAUCUCUGCUCCUCCUCAUCACAGCAGAUGAGGAGGAGGAUGUGCUCUCUUCUAUCGUGAGGGAUCGCUCCCACAUCGAAGAGACUCUGAGACUGGCCGCUGAGGAAAACUCUGGAGAUUAUGCAGCUGCACUGCAGAAACUGAUGAAGAUCUAUCACUCCUCCAUCAAGCCAAUGGAACAAGCUUACAAGUACAAUGAAUUACGACAACAUGAGAUUUCAGCCUACCCCGGACGAACGCUGGGGGACUCAGCCACAGAUGGAGAAAUCACUUCCAAGCCCAUGGUGCUGUUUCUGGGCCCGUGGAGUGUAGGCAAGUCAUCUAUGAUCAACUACCUGCUGGGCCUACAGGACUUACCUUACCAGCUCUACACAGGCGCUGAACCCACUACCUCAGAAUUUACCGUGAUAAUGCACGGAGAGAAGAUACGCUCAGUGGAGGGCAUUGUUAUGGCUGCUGACAGUUCACGCUCUUUCUCACCCCUGGAGAAGUUUGGACAGAACUUCCUGGAGAAGCUUAUUGGCAUUGAGAUGCCCCAUAAGCUACUUGAAAGGGUCACCUUUGUCGACACACCUGGAAUUAUUGAGAACCGCAAGCAGCAAGAGAGAGGUUACCCCUUCAAUGAUGUGUGCCAGUGGUUCAUUGACCGUGCUGACUUGAUCUUUGUGGUAUUUGACCCAACCAAGUUGGAUGUGGGUCUGGAGUUGGAAAUGCUUUUCCGCCAAUUGAAGGGUCGCGAAUCCCAAAUACGCAUCAUCCUGAACAAAGCUGACAACUUGGCAACCCAGGACCUAAUGCGUGUGUAUGGUGCCCUGUUCUGGAGUUUAGCUCCGCUUAUCAAUGUUACUGAGCCACCCCGUGUCUACGUCAGCUCCUUCUGGCCCUACGACUACGCACCUGACACAAGUCGAGAGCUUUUCAAGCGUGAGGAGAUCUCUCUCCUGGAGGACCUUAACCAGGUGAUUGAGAACCGUCUAGAAAACAAGAUAGCCUUCAUCCGUCAGCAUGGUAUCCGCGUGCGCAUCCAUGGCCUGCUGGUAGACCGCUAUGUCCAAACCUUCAAAGAGAGGAUGAGCUUUUUCAGUGACCCUGAUUUAGUUUUUAAAGAGAUCGUAGAUGACCCAGACAAAUUCUUUAUCUUCAAGUCCAUCCUGGCCAAGACCAAUGUCAGCAAGUUUGAUCUGCCCAACCGUGAUGCCUACCGUGAUUUCUUUGGCGUCAACGCAGUGACUAAUUUCAAGCCACUCACUGCCCAAUGUUCCUACAUGGGUGGCUGCCUGCUGGAAAAGAUUGAGAGGGCCAUCACGGCUGAUCUUCCAGCCCUCCUAAGCAGCCUCACCUCUGGCAAAAACCCCAUAUUCUCUUCCUGCGAGGCCACCGGAUGUGGGGAAAAGCCAAAAAACCGCUACAGAAGAAACUGACAGAAGAGACAGAAUGAGAAGAAGAAUGAAUGAGGAAAAAGAGAAUGAAAAUUGAGAGAGAAGCCAUUGAGCACUGAGCUGAGCAAGCGCCUGCCCAUCUUGUGGCUUUGUUUGAAAUGUUACCAGAAAGGGGAGAAAGUCAUUCAGUUCUGUGCAUUUUUAUGCUGGAUGGAGUGAGUUUCAGUGUUUGGUAUCAUUUAACAGACAGGUGAAGGAUUGACAUUGGAAUAUAAGCCUGAAUACCUGAGAUUUAUUACAUACACCUCACCCUCGUCUCUCCUAGACACUACUGUUGAGAACUGUGCGAUUUGACUGAAAAAAAAAUAUUUAAAUAAGUUAAAAGGAAUAUUAUUGCAAGAAAAGGUAAACAUAUGAAUGUGAAUAAAAAUGAAAAUUCAAAGA